Molecule: messenger RNA, 913 nt
Organism: Colletes gigas
Lineage: Eukaryota; Metazoa; Arthropoda; Insecta; Hymenoptera; Colletidae
Gene: Vps25
Product: vacuolar protein-sorting-associated protein 25
Exons: 5
Coding region: 175-702 (175 amino acids)
Biological process (GO): protein transport to vacuole involved in ubiquitin-dependent protein catabolic process via the multivesicular body sorting pathway
Cellular component (GO): ESCRT II complex
Molecular function (GO): structural molecule activity; protein homodimerization activity
Source: RefSeq, a predicted model, not a curated record
CCUUGUGCGACAAAGGUCUUAACAGUGCACUUGAAUUCGCGUACACCUAAUAGCUAACGUCAUGCACGUAAAUGCUUUUGUUUAUGCUUCUAUUGUCAGUACUCCAAAUACCAUAAAGGCAUAAUUACUUAUAUUUAUACAAGAUUCAUUAAAGUAUCGGACGGUGUAAUAACAAUGGCAGAAAUCGAGUGGCCGUGGCAGUACAGUUUCCCUCCUUUUUUUACCUUGCAACCCCAUACUGAUACUAGAGCUAAACAAUUAGCAGCAUGGAAAAGUUUAAUUCUAGAAUAUCAUCGUAUCACGAAACAAUUUAUUAUAGACAUACGAGAAGUACAUUCGAGCCCGUUAUUCAAUAACUCCGCAAUUAAUCGGAAAUUACCUUCAGAGGUUGUUUUACUAGCAUUAGAAGAAUUAGCAAAAUCAGGGAAUGCAAGUCCAUUAGAUAAGUCCAGACAAAGAUGGCUAGUUUAUUGGCAUACUUUAGAAGAAUGGGGUGAAAUGAUCUAUAAUUGGGCACAGGAUAAUGGAUUUGCCGGCUCUGUAUGUACAUUUUUUGAAUUAACACAAGGAGAGGAUACAGUGAAUGAAGAAUUUCAUGGACUUGACACAGAAGUGUUAAUCAGAGCUCUUAGAACACUAGAAGCAAAUAAAAAAGCAGAGCUGAUUUUAUUUGAUGAUAAUCAAGGUGUUAAGUUCUUCUAAAUGUACAAUUAUACAGGAAAACUGUUUUGGAAAUGUAAAUAUAAAUAUUUGCUGCUACAAGUGGUGUAUUCAGGAUGAAGGAAGGCUCCACUAAUAUCGUACGAUACUGCAAUAAAAUAAUAAUUAAUUAAAUACAUGAAAUAAUAUGUACACAGAACGAAAGAUUAUAUUGCGGUUGUACAUACUUGAGCGAUGCAGGCUUGUACAAGAU